CCAGUCUCAUGCAAUCACACACAGAAUAUUGUGACUUUAGGUGUCACAGUCUCUGCCACCAACUCCUCUGAACCCUGGAAGGAGCCUUCCUUCACAGCAGCGGCGAAGCUCCGCGUCAUGCUCACCUUCUGCUUCUUCCUCUUCGCUGGGUACAGUAACUCCGCGGUGCUCUACAGCGUCGCUCGCAAGGGAAGAAAGUCCCACAUCCGCAUCCUGAUCCUCAGCCUCACCAUCGCUGACCUGAUGAUCACCUUCAUCGUGAUGCCACUGGACACAAUCUGGAACAUCACAGUCCAGUGGUAUGCGGGGGAGGUACCCUGCAAAGUGCUCAACUUCCUGAAGCUCUUUGCCAUGUAUUCCUCUGCCUUGGUGCUCGUGGUUAUCAGCUUGGAUCGACACACAGCCAUCCUGCGUCCUUUCAGCUUCACCGGAGCCAGUCACCGGAACAGGGUCAUGCUCGCUGUCGCCUGGACAGCCAGCAUUCUCCUGGCCUCACCGCAGCUGUUUCUCUUCCAGCUCCGCACGGUUGAGGGGGUGAAUUUCACGCAGUGCAUUGCGUCUGGCAGUUUUAACGAGCGCUGGAAGGAGACGCUGUACAACAUGUUCACCUUCGUCACCCUGUACGUGACCCCGCUGAGCGUCAUGAUCUUCUGCUACGCCAGGAUCCUGUGGGAGAUCGGUCGUCAAGCGAACCACGGCAGAGACAAAUUCUGAUUUUUUUUUUAAUGUUCCUCAGCUCUAACAAGAAGCAAAAAUGACCACAUCUCCAAAGCGAGACUGAAAACUCUCAAAAUGACAAUUGUGAUUGUGGCCUCCUUCAUCGUGUGCUGGACCCCGUAUUACCUCCUGGGGCUCUGGUACUGGUUCCAGCCCAACAUGAUUGAGGAAAUGCCAGAGUACAUCCAUCACUCCCUGUUCUUGUUUGGCCUGCUCCACACCUGCUCUGACCCCAUCAUCUAUGGCCUCUACACGCCCUGCUUCAGGGAGGAUAUGCGGAUGUGUUGCCAUGGUGUAACGAGACACAAGCUGGCACAGAAACCCAGGACUGUCGCCCUGCUCCAUGUAAAUGGUGACAAUAUGGGGUCUGUCGUUUCAAACAGGACAGCAGUUCAGACUGUGUUUUAAAACUGUGCACUGCUUGCUGACUGCAUGCUAUGGGAUGCUACUGCCCAAGCAGAUCUUCAUAUCACUUAGUACAGGAGGAAGGAGGUUUCUCAGGUGUUAUAUAGUUUUACAACCCAGGCGUGAAUAGGAGUUGCUGUUUCUUAUACAGUACAUAUAGUGGUAUAGAUUUGUAGCAAUGACAUUUAUUAAACAUCUACGUAUAAGAUGCCCCAUUGUUUUG
Acipenser ruthenus (sterlet) is the source of this 1345-nucleotide messenger RNA. RefSeq names its product gonadotropin-releasing hormone II receptor-like. The transcript is spliced from 3 exons. Gene Ontology annotation, biological process: G protein-coupled receptor signaling pathway. NCBI's taxonomy places the organism in Eukaryota, Metazoa, Chordata, Actinopteri, Acipenseriformes, Acipenseridae. Gene Ontology annotation, molecular function: gonadotropin-releasing hormone receptor activity; peptide binding. Gene Ontology annotation, cellular component: membrane. The record is from RefSeq and is a predicted model, not a curated record.